Penicillium maclennaniae is the source of this 2262-nucleotide messenger RNA. RefSeq names its product thioredoxin domain-containing protein. Gene Ontology annotation, biological process: carbohydrate metabolic process. The transcript is spliced from 3 exons. Bases 1 to 2262 code for a protein of 753 amino acids. Lineage: Eukaryota; Fungi; Ascomycota; Eurotiomycetes; Eurotiales; Aspergillaceae. The record is from RefSeq and is a predicted model, not a curated record.
AUGAAUAACCCGGUGGCUUGGCAGCUCUGGGAUGCCGAGUCCAUCGCGCUCGCUCGGCGGUUCAACCGAAUGAUAUUCUUGAGUAUUGGAUACUCGGCUUGCCAUUGGUGCCAUGUCAUGGAGAAAGAGUCCUUCAUGUCUACAGAUGUUGCUACAAUUCUCAACGAAUCUUUCAUUCCUAUCAAAGUUGACCGCGAAGAGCGUCCGGAUAUCGACGAUGUCUACAUGAACUAUGUCCAGGCCACUACUGGCGCUGGUGGUUGGCCUUUGAACGUUUUCUUGACCCCCAAUUUGGAGCCUGUUUUUGGAGGCACGUACUGGCCUGGUCCCAACUCGGCGACUUUACAAGGCCCGGGAACCACAGGGUUUGUUGAAAUUCUGGAGAAGUUACGCGAUGUGUGGCAGACUCAGCAGCAGCGCUGCUUGGAUAGUGCCAAGGACAUCACCGCCCAGCUGCGGGAGUUCGCUGAAGAGGGAACUCACUCACAGCAUGGGACCCGUGAGGAUGAUGAGGACUUGGACAUUGAGCUCUUGGAAGAGGCUUAUCAGCACUUCUCUUCACGAUACGACUCCAUCAAUGGUGGAUUUGGUCGCGCACCUAAAUUCCCUACUCCUUCUAAUCUCAGCUUCCUGCUCCGACUUGGUGCUUACCCGAAGGAAGUCGCCGAUAUUGUGGGGCAAGAUGAAUGUGAAAAAGCGACUGCCAUGGCGGUGACAACAUUGGUAAACAUGGCACGUGGUGGCAUUCGGGAUCAUAUAGGCCAUGGUUUCUCUCGGUACAGUGUUACGACUGACUGGAGCUUGCCGCAUUUUGAAAAGAUGCUGCAUGACCAGGCACAGCUAUUGGACGUCUACGUGGAUGCCUUCCGUUUGACUCACGAUCCCGAGCUUUUGGGUGCAGUUUACGACCUGGCUGCUUAUCUGACGACUGAGCCACUGCAAUCCCCCACCGGAGGGUUCUUCUCAUCCGAGGAUGCAGACAGCUUCCCCCAUCCCAACGAUACGGAAAAGCGAGAAGGCGCGUUUUAUGUGUGGUCCCUGAAAGAACUCACCCAAGUUCUGGGAACCCGCGAUGCUCCUCCGAGUACGACCCCCCACGACGAGUUCAUGAACCAGAACGUGUUGUCUAUUCGUGCCACUCCGAGCAAGCUCGCCAAGGAAUUUGGAUUGAGUGAAGAGGAGGUAGUCAGGAUCAUCAAGAGUGGAAAGAAAAAGCUGCAUGACUACCGUGAAAAGACCAGAGGCCGACCGGACCUAGACGAUAAGAUCAUUGUGGCCUGGAAUGGACUGGCGAUCGGCGCCUUGGCUAAGUGCAGUGUUUUAUUUGAGGAGAUCGAGAGCUCCAAGGCGGUCCAGUGUCGCGAGGCUGCUGCACGUGCGAUUGGCUUUAUCAAAGAGAACCUCUUCGAGAAGACCACAGGCAAGUUGUGGCGUAUCUGGCGCGAUGGCAGUCGUGGUGAUACCCCCGGCUUUGCUGAUGACUACGCGUACUUGAUCAGCGGCCUGCUGGACAUGUACGAGGCCACCUUUGAUGACAGCUAUCUUCAAUUUGCUGAGCGCCUUCAAAGUAAGAAUCUCAAAAUCAUGUCAACGUUGUAUCGACAACUAACUUUCUUGAUAGAAUACCUCAAUGAGUAUUUCCUUGCCAGGACUGGGUCUAACCCCGCCGGCUACUACAACACACCGUCAACUAUGACCCCGGGUAUGCCACCCCCUCUUCUCCGUCUGAAGACGGGUACCGAAUCGGCAACACCCUCAGUCAACGGCGUGAUUGCUCGCAAUUUGUUGCGACUGUCAGCGCUGCUGGAGGAAAUGGAAUACCGGACACUGGCCCGGCAGACGUGCAACUCCUUUGCAGUAGAGAUCAUGCAGCACCCCUUUUUAUUUGUUGGGCUGCUGGAUGUUAUCGUGGGUCUACAAAUUGGCACGAGCACCGUGACCGGUGUCUUCUGCACCGCGGAAAUUACCAACUCGACUCCAUCCAGUAGCGAAGGCCUCGUCAGCCGACAAAACCAACCGGCCUCGGCACGCGAUCUCAUUGUGCAGAAAGUACGGGCGCAGACCGGAUCCCGAAUCUCCUCAUCGAUUGUUGCGGCCUCGCUCGUCGAUAUUCGACCCUCCCAUCUGAAGGACUUUGUGGGUAAUCAGUCAUUCUGGUUAAAAUCGCGGAACCCACUCUUCAAGGAUCUUAAGGCGGGCGAUCGCGCCAAAAACUACCUGAUGGUUUGUGAGACUGCCCGGUGCAGAACCGUGGAUCUGUAG